Messenger RNA from Symbiodinium necroappetens, 903 nucleotides. The record is from the annotation of a GenBank genome assembly. Lineage: Eukaryota; Dinophyceae; Suessiales; Symbiodiniaceae.
AUGGAGAGCAGCGCUGGCAAUGAAGCUGGCAAUGAAGUUGGCUUGGAGCCGGAUGGACGUCAACACCAGGAUGAAGGCCGACGGACAGACAGACUUGCCAAAGAGCGAGUUCGGCAGAUGUACUUGGGAAGUUGCAUGCUUCGCUUCGGCAAAGCUUGGCGCCAUUGCCGACGACUGCCGGCAUGGCAGCGCUUCCUGCUGUGGUGCGUCGCUUGGUUGGCCUUCUUGCAGCUUGCCGAUUCUGGGAGGUCUAAUGGGCCGUCUAGUUGGGCGAUGAUUGGAGUGACAGGCUCUGCCAAGGCGGCAGGAUCGGAGCCUAGAGGGCCCAGCGUGCUGGUGGAGGCUAAGCCGAAGACGUGGAGCAAAGAGCCGAACACGAACCGGCCGUUCGGAGAAGAUAAGGACGGAAGGGUCAGAGGUGCAGACAGUACGGCAGAGGAGGAAGAAAAUGACGACGAUGAGGACGAUGAAGACGCAGACGAGGAUGAUGACGGGGAUGAUGACGAGGAUGAUGAGGACGAUGACGACGAAGACGAGGCAGGGGAUGACGACAUCGAAGACAAGCUCGACGAGCAGGAGAAAAUGAUCGAUAAAGACCGUGGCAAAGAAGAGGACAAGACUUGGAGAGUGAAAGCCGCGAGCUCUGAUGAAACCCUGCAGGAAGAGGUCGCCUCCAUCAUGCAAGGAGAGGCUGGAUCUUGCUCGCAGCCAACAAAUUCCUCAACUGAUGUUUGUUGCCGCGGCGCCGUGGCGCGGAUACAGACCACCGCCAAGCUGAGGAGUUCGUAUUUGCAAUCUCCACGAGACCCGACGAACCUCCAGAGCUGGUGGUCUCAGUUGGCGCCUUCCACAGCAAGGUGGGGGCAGCUUUCGGUGCCACGUCUCGGUAGUGUUGGGAGCUGA